This is a messenger RNA of Mytilus trossulus (common blue mussel), 2031 nucleotides long. RefSeq lists its product as uncharacterized. NCBI's taxonomy places the organism in Eukaryota, Metazoa, Mollusca, Bivalvia, Mytilida, Mytilidae. Gene Ontology annotation, molecular function: zinc ion binding. The transcript has 2 exons. The record is from RefSeq and is a predicted model, not a curated record. Bases 16 to 1866 code for a protein of 616 amino acids.
AGUUGUUCAAAUGCGAUGACUUCUAUUGGUGUUACAUGUGAUAUUCAUGCGUCCACUGAAGCUCAACAAUGGUGCUCUCAGUGUGACCAGGCCCUUUGUGAUGACUGCGUACAUUACCACAGUCAGGCUAAAGCUUCAAGGAAUCAUACAACAAUCUCCACGUCUGAUUUUCGAAAGCUACCAGCGUUUGUCAGAUCUCUUAAAAAGACUUGCAAUAAGCAUGGUGAAAAAACAGAUUUCUUCUGCUUAGUUCAUGAGAAUCUAUGCUGUCCUUAUUGCAUUCAAACAAUGCAUAAGCAAUGUGAUGGAGUAGAAAAUUUACAGACACUUACAAAGAAUGUUAAAAGUUCUGCUUUCGUUGAAGAUCUCGAGACUAAUGUUCAAGAUAUAAAAACUAGUAUCGAGGAAUUAUUAAAAGAUCGUACACAAAAUAUUUUAAACAUAGAUAAACAAAAAGACAGUUUGUUGAAACAAAUUGCCAAGACAAAAAGUGAUAUUAUAAACUAUUUGAACAUAUUGGAAAAGCAGUUAGUGUGCGAUUUAACUGAAGUGAUUAACAAGGAAAAGUCUCGUUUAGGCAAACUAGUGAGAGAUCUACAGGAAAGAAAAUCCAAAAUACACCAGAUAUAUGAGGAUCUUAGGACCAUUAAACAGUUUGGAGCCGAUAUAGAUGUUUUCCUUGCCAUCAAGGAAUUAAACCAAACUGUCCAAACGGAAGAAUCUUUUAUCGUUGAUAUACAAACGGAUACAAGUCUUUUCCAAACUGAAAUUUUACUUCAGAAAUCGGAAAAUAUAGAAACUUUAGAAAACAAUUUUAAGACGUUUGGAAAAAUCCUAAUCAUGUCAAAACCACCAAAGAAAAAUCUCAUGAAAAAGAAAAAAACGCAAGCGCAAAUUUUCAUUUCAAAAGUACACGACGUUAUCAUAGAAAAUGGACAGAAAACAGACAAAAUCGUUAAUGAGAUUAUAGAAGACGGGAAUGUGGAAGCCUCUGGAAGCGUCAACACACCAGAGCAAGAGAAAGAGGAAUCAGUUGAUUCUUGGCAAAAUUUUAAUCUUGAAAGCAGUGUUCCUCGUUGUGAAUCAUUAAAUGUUGAAUGUAUGCCGCGUAUUAACCUGAAAUGUGACACUUUUCUUGAAAUUCCAGAAAGAGGUAAACAGUUGAACGCGUGUAAAAUCUUACGCGAGGAUAAGUUAUUGCUUCUCAUUAACAAACAAAUAAUUGUGUACGAAACUAAUCCAAAGAAAUUUCAGCAUAUUGAUUUGACAUGCCAGCCCAUUGAUUUAACAUGCAUCGAUGGAAAUGUUGUGGCAAUUACCUUGUACUCAGAAAAUAAAAUAUGUCUUGUAGACAUUUCUGAGAGACAGGAAAUAGAAAGAAUAAAAACCGCUGGACAAUGUUUUGGAAUUGACCAUGCAGGUGGUAAGAUAUACACAAGUUUGCCACAUACGAAAUGCAUUCAAAUUCUAGACUAUAAAAAUAAUGUAAGUACAGAAUCCACAGUGGAGACAGUACAUAGUGCUUUUUACAUUGUUUUCUCCGAAGGAAAGCUUUUCUGUUCAAAUCACAUGACAAACGUUGUAUUCUGUAUGCUUACUUCUGGAAGUACAUUAUGGGAAUAUAGUAGUGACAUAUUGUUAGAACCAUUUUGUUUGUCGUUAAAUUCAAAAGGGGACUUAUUCGUUGCUUGUAGAAAGAAUAGAUCGGUUAUCGUUAUCUCAGCUGAUGGAUCCAAAAGUACAGUUUGCUUAAAGAAUGUGUCAAGGAUAAAAGCUCCGAGAGCACUCAAUUGGUGUCCAACAACUGAUAAGUUUGUCGUAUGCGAUGAGCGUUCGGGAAGAGCUAUUGUAUACACGUAUAAAUGAAAAAAAUGUUUAUUCAUAUUUCACCCCAAAAGGACGAAAUAAUUAAACGUUGGGCGACAGUGCCAUAUUCAUAAUGUUGUGUUUGUAUUCUUGGAAAUGCCGCGUACUUUUUAUUGUUUGUACAAUAUAUCAAUUAGUCAUUUUAUAUAAAUUGACUACUAAGUA